Messenger RNA from Enterobius vermicularis (human pinworm), 5751 nucleotides. The record is from the annotation of a GenBank genome assembly. NCBI's taxonomy places the organism in Eukaryota, Metazoa, Nematoda, Chromadorea, Rhabditida, Oxyuridae.
AUGAACCUUAAUUUUACGGGUCGAAAGAAAAAAAUGAGUGAGAAGAAAUACAGUAUCAUAGAGAUUAGUUUAUUUCGGCCAACCAGAAAGUCUUACCCCGAGUUUGAUUACGAAAAGAUCUGCAAAGACUAUUUGGAAGAAGAUGAUUCAAGUGGCGAGGAUGAACGCUUUCAUGAUCGGGCAGCAGAGGAAUUAGUAAAACGACUAAAUGAAAAAUAUGGAACUAAACGAGAUAAGAAAGGACGCAGGUUGAGGUUUGGUGACGCAGACGAUUUUAUGGAUAAGACUGUUGGCUACGAUUUGUCUGACCCAUUUAUUGACGAUACAGAAGCGUAUGACGAACAAGUGCCGUCUACGAUGGAUACAGCAAAAGGAGGUUUUUAUGUCAACAGGGGAAAGUUAGAUUUUCGUUUAAAAUAUGUUGAUGAUUCAUACAGUGAGGAUGACGAACCAGAAAGGAAAAAAGCUUCUGAGAAGAAACGGGCUGCUAGUGGUGGUGAACCAGAAGAUGAUGACAGUUCCGCCAGAAAUACAACUUCGAAGGUUGUCGAUGGGGCAGAGAAGGCCUUGGUCUCUGAAGAGCAAAAGAAGCAGGAUUCUACAAAAGCUGUUGAUCGUCUUUCCUCAAGUGGGGCACCACCAAUGAACAGGCGGGUUGUUAAACAAAAUUUAAUAAAAAGGCGUCGUUUGAUUGGUCAGCCUCCCUCUAUGAAGUUGUCGCCAUCGCCAACAGUAAAAGCAGCCUUGGGCGUUAAAAGGAAAUUGAAAAAUCCAAUGAAGAAAGUUGCUGGAAACAUGAACGAGGAUGAACUUGAUAGUUUUCUGAAGGAUAUGGUUGGAGGACAUGAAAUUCCUUUCGAUGAAACGAUGAGGCAAGCUAUAAAAGACUUGAAAAACGACGCGCCAGUGGUUUCAAAACCAUCUGUAACUGCCUCGCCAACUGCUCUAAGUGUUGAUGAUCAUGAAGUUACCGCCACCACAUCUAAUGUGAUAAGCGGUGAAGAUGCAGCAAACGGUUCAAAUAAGAGGGGACGACCUCUUGGUUCUGCUGCUGAUUUUACUAGAGCUCUGGUUCUUUCAAAAAAACUGACUGAUAUGAUCGAAACUUACAAGAAGCAAACAUCGGAGUUCGGUGCCCCUAAUAAGAAAAUUCGGCUCCCUCCAAGCCUUGUCGACCUAUGCAUUAAGUUAAUUGAAGGGCAGUGCAAUUCAGACGGGUUGAGUCAUGCACAGAAGACGCGUAUUUUUGAUUCUUUGGCUAACUGGGUUUUAGUGCAGCGUAAUUCUUUGUAUAUUCGAAUGAAAAUGCAAAGGGAGAAGCGUGAAGCUGGUACUACAGGGUCAAGCAGCUCAGGUUUGACUCUGUCUUCUGAUUACUCUCCUCCAGCUUGCAACGCGCUCUCUUCUGGUUUAUCGGAAUCUAAAAAAGCAGCAGAAAGUAAUUUGGUAUCUUCUGCCAAUUCUUCAUCCUCUUCUCCUCAGAAACCUUCUGGGAGUUCGCUGGACACAGUGCCGUCGGCUUCGGUAUCAAAACCCAGUACCCAAAAUAAUCCACCAGUUAAGACUUUGGCUCAUUCUGGAUCUUCUACUAAGUCUGAAGAAGCACAUUUGCCAAGGCUAGGGCUAAAAGAAAGUGAUCCUGAUAAACUAGCUGAUGCAUCACCUUCAAAGUCUGGACUUCUUAAUGGACUGCAGAAAAGUGGAAGUACGGCUGUACAUCAACCAUCAACAGUCUCUCCAGCAAAAAAAGACUCUUUUGCAACCAGUUCUCAAUUGCCGAUUCCGCAAGCGCAGUUGCUAAAUGCUUUGACGGCAACAAGUAACUCACAAAUGCUUGCAUUGUUGUCAGCCGUAUUACAACAGCAGAGCGCUUCGAGUACUGACUGUCAACAACAGAGGCAGUUAGCAGCUACGUUGGCGACUUUAAAAAUGCAAUCUGUUCUAGCCGCAAAUGUGUGUCAGUCACCUGAGCUUCUUCGUCAGUAUCAGAUAUUGAUGAACUCACUUGCGAAGUCUUCUGUUCCCACGUCCUCGUUCCAACAUUUGAAAAGUCAAACAAACACUUCGUCUUCUCAUUCAACUUCUCAGGGAAAGGAAACUUCUGGAGUUCCUCAGGGGUCGUAUUCGAAACAAGGAAGCGCUGUUGCCCAUUCUUCGAAAUUCACUCCUACUAGCACUGUACAGUUACUGCGUGCAAAGCAGGCAUGUGUUAAUGUGCAAAAUAACGCACAGGUUAAGGAAUCGGGUACGAAUGCUGCCAAAAAUUUGCAGAAAAUGAAAAUUGACAGUAUGUUCAAAACCAAUAAGAACAAUGCGACGGGAAAAUAUGUGAGCAGUGGUUCAAAGAAUGUCACUCCUAAAUCGUCUUUAGCUGACAACAAGGCGAUCUCUUCACCUUCUGCUGUAUCUGUUGGUUCUUCGACUCUCAUUAAUUCAACUGCAUCUAAACAUUCGAAAGUGCACAGUAGCUCAACUAAUAGUUCAGCAUCUAAACUCUCUGCAAUUGGGGCCUUAUCAAAUAAACUUCUUAAACAAAGCUCUGAUUCAAACCUUAUGGGACAAGGAAAAGUUGUUUCUUCUCCUGGUACUAAUAUGCGUCAAAAUAAGGAGGGAAAUCAAAGAAGUGUAACUCAGCCAGGUUCUCAAAUAGAUAAAACUAAGGCGCUCGAAUUAAUUAACGUCGCGGCAGACAACUUAAGAAUAGCUAUUGAGGAAGCAGUUUUUUCAGCAGAUGAAGAGUCGGAGCCACUUAGGAAAAGGCCGGCACUUGAAGGCGGGAUUCCGGAUGAAAAAUCAUUUCGGUGGACGGACAAAUUAAGGGCAUCUUUAAUCGCAUUGGUAAACACUUUCUUUGAAAGUUUAAAUGGGCAUCUUACUCAAGCUGAUUUGACGUCCAAAUUGGCACAGUACCUGAGUGGGUGCAUUUAUCCGUUGUUUAAGGGAUGCGUUUCUUUUAAGGAUUUUUGCGCUGAACUGGCGAAAUUGUUUCCCGAUAGUUAUUGUUUGUUCGCUUUGCCGGAAUUGAAAGAGUGCUCUAAAAAAAGCAAACGUGUUGGUGAAUGUGUACCAUCCAGUACUCUCCACACUUCACAUUCUAAAGGUGUUUCAAAAGCACGUGUUUCAACUAAAGAUUCUGCUGGAAAAAGUAGUCGCGCUGCAACUUCUGGAACUCAGAGUAGCUUAAUAACAAGCAAACCAAAGCAAUCUGUAGCUGCAUUAGCCAGUCAGAUAAGUAACGUUGAGGCCGUAAAGCAUCCUGAAACUCGGGAGAAAGACGACGCAGAAGAUGGUACGCUCUCGGUAAAGCCUGAAGGAGCUUCCACACAUCCAAGUGUAGCUUCAUCAGCAAACGUUCAAGAGCAUGAUAUUGUAUCAAACGCCUCAAAAUCUGCUGGUGCAGCUCGGAACCCACAGAUCAUUGGGAAGCAGGGAGUAAAUGACACGCCAUUGGCAAAGCCUGAAGAAGCUAUCGUAGUUACAAAUGUAGCAUCAUCGACAAACGUUGAGGAGCAUAAUAUUGUAUCAAAUGUCUCAAAAUCUCUUGUUGCAGCUCGGAAACCGCAGAGCGCCAGCAAGCAGGCAGCAAAUGGCACGCUGUCGGUAAAGCCUGAGGAAGUUCCAUGUGUAUCUUCUUCGGCAAAUGUUCAGGAGCAUAAUGCUGUAUUAAAUGUCUCAAAAUCUGUUGGCUCGGUCCGGAAACCACAGAGCACUGGCAAGCAGAGCACUUCGGAAAAGGAAAAGGAAACAUGUGCCUUUAACCCAAGGUUGACUCCUGGCCAAAAAAUAAUUCUUGCUCGUGAGGCUGAGGAAAGAGCACGUUUAGCUGCAAAGGAGAAAGCUGAAUUUGAACGCCGAGAACAAGAGAAGGAAAUGGAACGUAAGCAACAGGAAGCUGAGCGACUAGAAGAAGCAGCAAAGGAAGAAGAAGCGGAACGUGAAGCAGCUGCUGAGGCUGAAAAAGAAAAAUUAGAACGCGAAGCUUUGGAGGCUGAAAGAUUGAUGAAAGAGGAGGCCAGACGUCUUGAAGUAGCAGAAAUGGAACAGAAAAUCAGGGAAGAAGCUGAGAAAAUGAAUAAGGAAAGCGAGUUUAAGCAAAAUGAGGCGAAUAUGCGGGAUAAAAGCAAUAAUGCAGGACAGGAAAAGAUCCAUCGUGAGCUUAAGAGUGGACAUCGGUGGGUCUCUAGACGUAUAGAUAUAACAUUGAUCUUACGAUCGGUUAUAGAGAAUAAAGAUGAAAUUUUUUUUCAUUUUGCUGUUUUAGUUGAAGGAUACAACAAACGUGAAGAGGAAGUAACUUCUUCAAACUCCCUGAAUCAGUUAUUUUCCAAGGACGAGGUAGACGAAAGUAUUUCGCAGCAAGAUGACGAUGAUUUGUUAGAUCGAAUUUCACCUUUUGAUUUUGGGAUUGAUGUACGGAAAUGUUUGCAGUUGGAACUACCGCAGGGGCAAGAAUCUUCAAAUCUUGGACCUGGCAGCGCAUAUGAUUACAAUAAAAUGAUCAAGGAUUCUCCUCGCGGCCAUUGUCAAGGUGAUUCGUCCUUUACGUUACCGCAGCAGUCACCAGCCUUUUUACAAGCGCAUUCUUCUAUGAAACCUACAUAUUCUCUUCAUGCUGUGACUGCAUCUCCGGCAGCACAUUCAUCUCCACAACUGGCCAUUGCCUCACCUGUACAUCGUCCGUCAGCUUCACCUUUCCAACAAAAAGUGGCGUCGCCUAUGCAGCAGUCAGUUAGUUCUCCUGUGCAGCAAAAAAUGUCAGUGGAAAUGCAGGGCUCUAGUGCUUCACCAGUACAUCAAACACUGUCAUCUCCUGUACAGUGUCCGAUUGCUUCACCGUUACAACAGAUACCACCAUCUCCGUCAUCAUCUCAUGCCCAGUACAGUCAGGGAAACAGAACCUCAAUUUUUCAUAAUUACGAAAACUGUCAACAGUUUCCGCCGAAUAUGUAUCAUACCGAUGAACAAGUCAAUAGACUUGAUGUUACGGGAUCUGAAAAACAGAGAAAUCACGCAGAAAAUUACCAACGGAAUGUUUAUCAAUCAGGCGUUAAUUCAGUCUUUCAGACUUCGUCAUCAGGUAUCUGCAACACCGUUACUAGUGGGGCUGUGCAGCGCAACAGCAGUCAUUCAAUGUACGCACCGAUGUUGCCUCAGCAGCCACAGCAGUCUCAAUCAAAGAAAAUGUUUAUGACUACUCAGCGCGGUGGUUAUGCAGUACCUGAACAGAAUUCUCCGGCAAUAACUAGCUGUCAGUUUUCAACUCGACGCGAUAGUUCGACGUUUAACAGUGACAUUCAACAACAGUUUUCUCAAUCACCUACGCCCGUUGUUCCAGCAAGGGCAGUAGGAACUCAGAACAAUAUUUCUCGGGAAACAAAUAGUGGAAUCAAUAAUAUGGAUACAUUCUCAACUCAUAGUACUCAAAAAGCAAGUAGAUCUUUCACAGGAUAUCCAUCAUCAGCUUGUGGGAACAGCGCUAGCGAAUUACAUCAACGCCAGUCGAGUCAACCAUCUAUUUUCAGAAGCAUGAACAUGCAACAAAACCCGUUACUUGUUUCUCAACAUCUGUCUGGGUUUAGCUCAGUUUCAAGUCCAAAUUGUCAUUCAGCAACUCAUAUCUCGUCAUCUCAACAGCCUGUUUUUCAACAGCAAUGUCAAGGAACUAUCUACGAUCAGCAGAUGCAAAAUUUUAGGUACCCGAGUACCCAACGUGGUCAGCAAAACUAUGACAGUGCGCAGCAGUGGCAGUAA